This is a messenger RNA of Nanorana parkeri, 1559 nucleotides long. RefSeq names its product serum response factor binding protein 1 (gene SRFBP1). The record is from RefSeq and is a predicted model, not a curated record. Gene Ontology annotation, cellular component: 90S preribosome; nucleus. Gene Ontology annotation, biological process: maturation of SSU-rRNA. Lineage: Eukaryota; Metazoa; Chordata; Amphibia; Anura; Dicroglossidae. The transcript has 8 exons. Bases 71 to 1519 code for a protein of 482 amino acids.
UACCGUGCGGUAUACCGUGCUUUACUCGUGUGUUCUUCUAUGUCAGAGCGAACCUUGAGAGCGAGACGCCAUGGCUCCGGUGCUGAAUCUGAAUAAUGAGGUAGUGAAGAUGCGGAAAGAUGUGAAGAAGGUGAAAGUCCUUACUAUUCGGAAGCUUACAAGAAACAUUUCCAAACUGAAAUCCAAAAAGGGGACAGAAGAACUCAUUCAAAAAAAUCAGAGACGGGCGCAAAGACUCCUUGAAGAAAUUCACACAAUCAAGAAACUGAGACCUGAUGAUGUCACAAAAAUUGCUUUACAGAAGGAAAUUAAUUUUGAGAAAGUAUGCAAAAAGCCAAACAGCACAGUUGAAACCCGAGCAGUAGCAAGGUUAGCCACACACCCACUUUUGAACAAGAAAAUAUCUACUAUUAAAGAUGCUAUCAAAGCUUUUAAAGAAGCCAGAAUAAAUGCUGAAGAGCAGGAGGAUAAAUCAGAAGAAACAUCCAAGCCUGAUGAACCUGCACAGAUUGCGAAGACAAACACCAAGAAACAGUGUAAGGACAAAACAAAGCAGAACCGAAAACCAGAGGCCACAAAACCAGAGGCCACAAAACCAGAGGCCACAAAACCAGAGGCCACAAAACCAGAGGCCACAAAACCAGAGGCCGAAUCUUUGCACAAUCUUCCGUGUAAAAGAAUACAUGAAGAGACUGAUCUUGUUGCUUGCAAUCAGAGAUACAAGGAAGAUGCUCUUGGUUCUCAGAAUGGUCAAAAGCCAGCUUCACUCUCAGUACCUAAAGUAUCACCUGAAAGAAAAUUAGUAGAGGUUGUCCCAGAGAAGCCAGCAUCAUUAACAACCCCUAAAGUAUCAGCUGAAAGAAAACCAGGGGCAGGCGUCCCAAAGAAGCAAGCAUUAGAAAAUAAAAUUGAGAAUAAAAGUAGACUUGGAAAGAAAACUCCUGUAAAUGAAUCUGGCUCUGACUCCAGUGAUAUUGAGGACUCUGACAAAGAAGACAAGGAAUAUUUUGAUGACAGUACAGAAGAAAGGUUUUAUAAGCAGAGCUCUGGAUUUGAGGACAGUGAUAGUGACGGUGAGAAUGACUUUUUUAUAGGAAAAGUGAGACGAACAAAGAAAAGAAAGUCAAGCAAAAAUUCUUCUGAGGAUAAAGUUGAAAAAGAGAAGCUUCCAACAGACACCACAAAACCCUCAGCUGGAGGUAGAGAGUGUCAGAAAGGGAACUCUGCUCCCAAGACUGCAAAACUAGAGUCUGUUUUUUGCAGUUCCUUAUCAGAUACAAAACGUAAAUCAUCAUUUAUGAAGAGAGAGACGAAAUUACCUCCUGUAUGGAGUAAGACAGCAGUUGUUCCACAGGCACCAAAACUGGUGAAGAAACCUCAAGCUGCCAGAAACAGUGCGUGGAAGUCACAGAGUAAACCAGAGACAGCUCUUCACCCUUCAUGGGAGGCCAGCAAAAAACGCAAAGAGCAGUCUCAGAUUGCAGUAUUCCAGGGGAAGAAGAUUGUUUUUGAUGAUUAGGUUUUAUCAAUUAAAACGAAAUUCCAGACAAAAUUUGUUG